CCUGGCCCUUCGUGCUCUGCCUGCUCCCAGCAGAGACUCCCGCCACGUUCCCGUCACCUCCCACAAACGGGGCCACUCGUCACAACUGCUUCCCACAGCCACGAGCCAGCGGCUCCAGCAGCACCUUCCCCAGCUCAGCACUUGCUGGCCCACGCGGCCCACUGCUGGAGACCUCCCCCACAGCCAGCCAUUGCUCUGGCUCUGGCCCCGCACCGGCCACCCCUCCCUGGUCCUUGCCUCCCAGAGCCUACAGGCUGAGCGCCUGUGGCCACGCCGUCCCUGGGCAACCAAAGGAAGGGGAGGGACAGGACCCCUCCCAAGCUGUGACUCACCUCUGCGCCAGGAAUCUGCCUCCAGCCCCCUUCUGCUCCUCGUCUCUGGAGGGAGAAGGACACCCAGGGACUGCUCAGCCCACAGCAUCUAUUCCAGGGCUGGCAAAGGGGUGCUGCUGGGCCUGCAUUGGCAUCUCACCAGGCGUGCCGGCUCUUUUCCAGGGCUCCAACGAUACACAGCCAAGGAGUCAGGCAAUGUCUCUGUCCAGUGUAAGUACAGCGCCCAGCACUAUGGGGCUCUGAACAAAGCCUGGUGCAAAGAGGGAGCUCAGCAAGCAUGUACUGCCAUGGUCAACACGAUUUCAAAGCCUUCAGGGUACCUCAGGGCACCCCAGCAAGGCAGAGUCACGAUCCAGGACGACAGCCAGCGGGGGAUUGUCACCAUCACCAUGGAGGACGUGCAGGCACGGGACUCCGGCGUGUACUGGUGUGCGCUUUAUGAACAGCUGCACCUUUUCCGAAUGGUGGAGGUUACGCUCAGUAUUUCUAACGUAUCGGCUGGACCAACUUUGACAGGUUCUGCAGGCCCCAAUCACUCAACCCCUUCUGGCGACAGCCCAGCACAGAGCUCAGCUGUAAACAUCUUCAACCUACUCUCUGGGGUCCUGAGCGUCCUCUUCAUCCUGGCACUGAUCACCUCGAUCACGCUGUGUAUCAGGCGGCGCAAGCAGCUCAAGAGAAGAGGUCCCAGACAAGCAGAGGACAUCUAUGACAAACCAGAGGACAUAGCACAGCCUGACAGCACUGAAAGAAUGGAAAGUCCCAGUCAUGACAGCACAGACCUAAAAUAUGUUACCCUGAACUUUAAAUCCCAACUCAGCCCUGAGGAUCCUCUCUACUGCAAUGCUGAACCAAAUCAGACUCACAGGAAACCCGAAGAGGAAAACGUGGAAUAUGCUACCAUUGCACUCAAGCAGUUGCCGAUGAACGACAAGAGGUGAAGCACAGAAUCCCCAAACAGUCCAGAAACGGGAGAAAAGAACUGGAAUACAAAGUGGGAACGGGGAGGAGGAGGUGUGUGGAUGGACACUGGGGAAAGGUCUAUGCUUCCGCUGCCGUGUCUAUGUUGCCUAUGCAUCUUAAGCCUUCCCUCCUGUUAGAGGCCAGGAGAGCAUUUUGCCCCAAGUGUGCAGAUCCUCUCAGGUCAGACAGACGUGCUGGGUAAUUCUCAGGAUCCCUUACGCAUCUGCUUUCUUCAAUUCCAGUAAAACGCAGACUCUUUUAGA
Phalacrocorax carbo (great cormorant) is the source of this 1558-nucleotide messenger RNA. The record is from RefSeq and is a predicted model, not a curated record. Lineage: Eukaryota; Metazoa; Chordata; Aves; Suliformes; Phalacrocoracidae.